Messenger RNA from Dermatophagoides farinae (American house dust mite), 1905 nucleotides. It is a transcript of the gene Tbc1d22, whose product is annotated as TBC1 domain family member 22. Gene Ontology annotation, biological process: activation of GTPase activity. The record is from RefSeq and is a predicted model, not a curated record. Gene Ontology annotation, molecular function: GTPase activator activity. Lineage: Eukaryota; Metazoa; Arthropoda; Arachnida; Sarcoptiformes; Pyroglyphidae.
UCAAAUGAUUCAUAACGAUUAAUGAUGAAUGAUGAUGAUGAUCAACCAUCAUUAUAUUUUUGUUUGUCUUGACUAUUGUCUGUUUUGAUUGUUACUGGAAGUUUUUAUUUCUAUUGUUUGCUUGCCUAUAUAUUUGUGUGUGUGUGUGUAUGCCUGUUGAAUAUGCCGAAUACAAGUACAUCGAACAGUAAUAACAAAACAACAACCACAAGCAAUCAUCAUCAAAAUAUGAUGGCUAAUUCAAUUCUUAAAAUUCCCGGAUUAGCAAGACCAUCAUCGGCCAUCGAAAGACAACAUUCAUUUCCAGUCGAUAUGAAACAAGAAAAGAAAAACCAUAAUAAUCUUACUUAUAGUUUUGAACAAUUCAACGCUUCUUGUGAUGAUGCAUGGAAUGAUAAAAUAGAGGACAAGAUUUCCUAUCCAAAUUUGGAAAAAAAUUCACAAAACUCAUCAAACAAUAAGCACAAGUUCGGAAACAAUAAAUCAUCUAUUCUCAUCAAAGAAAUCCCUUCAUCAGAAUCGGCUCAGGGUCUCGCUGAUAAUGAAUCAUCACCGAAACGGCCUGAAGAAGAAUCCAAAGCAUCGUAUCACGAUCCAGAUAAACUGAAAAAUGGUGAUCCGAAAUUGGCCAAACUCAAAAAAUUAUUAUAUGAAGAUGAAAUCACUGAUCUUAGUCUAUUGCGAACAAUCACAUGGAGUGGAAUUUCUGAUGAAGUUAGGCCACUGGCAUGGAAAUUAUUGCUUGGAUACCUUCCGACUGUUCGUUCUAAACGAGCGAUAGUUUCAGAAAAUAAAAAAAGAGAAUACCAAAAUUUGGUCGCCCAAUAUUAUCAUAAUAGACAAGAAAAUGACGAAAUGUAUCGGCAAAUUCAUAUCGAUAUUCCUCGAAUGCAACCACUAAUAACGAUAUUUCAGCAGCCGAUUGUUAAAGAUAUGUUUGAACGUAUUCUAUACAUUUGGUCCAUUCGCCAUCCUGCUUCCGGUUAUGUUCAAGGAAUGAAUGAUCUUGUAACACCUUUUUUCGUCACUUAUCUUUCUGAAUUCGUACCUGGACAUUCAUUCGCUGAUGUUGAAUUAUUUGAUGUGUCUACAUUAUCCGACGAAACAUUAGCAAUAAUCGAAGCUGAUUCAUAUUGGUCAUUUAAUAAGCUGCUUGAUUCGAUUCAAGAUAAUUAUACAUUUGCUCAACCUGGUAUACAGCGAUUGGUGAAUCUGCUGUCACGUGUAGUAUCUAGAGUGGAUAAAAAACUACAUGAACAUUUAGAGAAUAACUCGGUUCAAUAUAUACAAUUUGCUUUCCGGUGGAUGAACAAUCUACUAAUAAGAGAGAUUCCACUUCGAUGUAUAAUACGUUUAUGGGAUACGUAUCUAUCCGAAGGAGCAUUGUCUUCUACCUAUGUGCCAUCCAACAAUUUUAAUGAUACAUUUGAACCGAAUUCAUCAUCAAUGAAUUGUGGAACGCCGUUCUCUUCUGCUUUCCAUUUGUUUGUUUGUGCAGCAUUCUUACGUUUCUGGUCAAAGAGCUUAUUACAGGAGGCUGAUUUUCAAGGAUUAAUGUUACGUUUACAAAAUUUGCCCACGUUUCACUGGUCCGAGAAUGAAGUAAAAUUGCUUGUAGCCGAUGCAUAUCAGCUUAAGUACGCUUUUUCACCCAAUCAUCUUAAAGUUUGAUCAUGAAUGUUCUUCCAUACACGAAAAUACUUGUAAAUAUUUAACAUAGCAAAUCAUUUUCAAUCUGAUGUAUAUUAUACAAUUGAAAAGCAAUCAAAUUACAUGAAUUUUAUUAACGAUCAGAGUGGAUAUUUAAGUUAUAGUUUUCAUUUUAUUUAGCAUUUGAUGAUGAUUUUCCAUUUCAGUCCAUUUGAAUAUCGAUAUAAAUCACAUUAAAUAACUUUCUAAAAUCUG